CGCGCGCGCGCGCGCAGCCAUGAACCUGGCGAGCCAGAGCGGCGAGGCCGGCGCCGGCCAGCUGCUGUUCGCCAACUUCAACCAGGACAACACGUCCCUAGCUGUUGGUAGUAAGUCCGGUUAUAAGUUUUUCUCCCUUUCUUCUGUGGAUAAACUGGAACAGAUCUAUGAAUGCACUGAUACUGAAGAUGUGUGCAUUGUAGAAAGAUUGUUCUCGAGCAGCUUAGUAGCAAUCGUUAGCCUCAAAGCGCCCAGGAAGCUGAAGGUUUGCCACUUUAAAAAGGGAACCGAGAUCUGCAACUACAGCUACUCCAACACAAUACUGGCCGUGAAGCUCAACAGGCAGAGGCUCAUUGUGUGUCUAGAAGAGUCACUGUAUAUACACAACAUCAGGGACAUGAAGGUACUGCACACUAUCCGGGAGACACCCCCAAACCCUGCAGGCUUGUGCGCACUGUCCAUAAACAAUGACAACUGCUAUUUGGCAUAUCCAGGGAGUGCGACCAUCGGAGAGGUGCAGGUCUUCGACACCAUUAAUUUGAGAGCUGCAAACAUGAUCCCAGCUCAUGACAGUCCUUUAGCAGCACUGGCUUUUGAUGCAAGUGGAACCAAGCUUGCCACUGCUUCUGAAAAGGGGACCGUGAUUAGAGUAUUUUCCAUUCCAGAGGGACAGAAACUCUUUGAGUUCCGGAGAGGAGUAAAAAGGUGUGUGAGCAUCUGCUCGCUGGCCUUCAGCAUGGACGGCAUGUUCCUCUCUGCAUCCAGCAACACUGAGACCGUGCACAUCUUCAAGCUUGAGGCUGUGAGGGAGAAACCUCCAGAGGAGCCCACUACCUGGACUGGCUACUUUGGGAAGGUGCUCAUGGCAUCCACUAGCUACCUGCCCUCACAAGUGACCGAGAUGUUUAACCAGGGCAGAGCUUUUGCCACUGUCCGCCUGCCAUUCUGUGGCCACAAGAACAUCUGCUCAUUAGCAACGAUCCAGAAGAUUCCCCGGUUGCUGGUGGGAGCAUCUGACGGCUACUUGUACAUGUACAACCUGGACCCCCAGGAGGGUGGCGAGUGUGCCCUGAUGCGCCAGCACAGGCUGGAUGGGAGUAUGGAGACAACCAAUGAGAUUGUCGAUUCCGCCUCUCACGACUGCCCCUUAGUAACUCAAACGUAUGGCACAGCAGCAGCCAAAGGUUCUUAUGUGCCCUCGUCCCCGACAAGACUUGGUAAGGGGCAGGACGCCAACCUAGAAGCCUACACAGAUGACCUGGGUGCUGUGGGCGGUGUGUGUCUGGAGGAUGAGGCCAGUGCCCUGCGCCUAGAUGAAGACAGCGAGCACCCUCCCAUGAUCCUGCGGACGGACUGACCAGCCCUGGCAGGGAUGCCGGCCUGGCCAAGGACUGGUGCACUGCUGCUAUGAACUUUGACCUGAACUGGGAGAGAGGAUGGCAGAGACUUUAAAAAAAGAUUGUAGUGAUAGUCUAAUUCCAUACUGUUGAGAAAAUACACCAUUUUCACUUCAGUUGCUUUUAAUCCUGCUUAUGAAUUUUAGCUUUUUAUUUUUUGUUUCCUUUUUUUGCCAAAAUUAAUUGUUCGGUGAAGUCCAUGGAGUCCCCUUGCUUUGCAUGCAUGAUGUGCCAAGCCAGCCUGGGCGCCAGCAGCCACUCCACAGCAAACUGCGGUUGUCUGGUCUGAUGUCUACAGUGUCACAAUGGUAUGCGUGAGGAAGACAUGGCGUGCAGUGGUUCUAGUUGUUGAGGCUGGUUCUGCAGGGACAGGGCCAUCCUCUGGGACCUGCCAUGGUACCAGCAGACAGCGGCCUUGGAUAGUAUAGCCCACAUGGACCAUUUUCCCUGCAUCUUAUUUUGUUAAUUAAACUCCAAGUUGGACCAUU
This is a messenger RNA of Jaculus jaculus (lesser Egyptian jerboa), 1885 nucleotides long. It is a transcript of the gene Wipi2, whose product is annotated as WD repeat domain, phosphoinositide interacting 2. Gene Ontology annotation, molecular function: phosphatidylinositol-3-phosphate binding; protein binding; phosphatidylinositol-3,5-bisphosphate binding. NCBI's taxonomy places the organism in Eukaryota, Metazoa, Chordata, Mammalia, Rodentia, Dipodidae. The transcript is spliced from 12 exons. Gene Ontology annotation, cellular component: phagophore assembly site membrane; extrinsic component of membrane; cytosol. The record is from RefSeq and is a predicted model, not a curated record. Bases 20 to 1357 code for a protein of 445 amino acids. Gene Ontology annotation, biological process: protein localization to phagophore assembly site; protein lipidation; autophagy of mitochondrion.